This is a messenger RNA of Penicillium canariense, 981 nucleotides long. Its product is annotated as esterase/lipase family protein. The record is from RefSeq and is a predicted model, not a curated record. The transcript has 4 exons. The coding region runs from base 1 to 981 and encodes 326 amino acids. Lineage: Eukaryota; Fungi; Ascomycota; Eurotiomycetes; Eurotiales; Aspergillaceae.
AUGGAAGAAUCAUAUUCAACCGAAGGAAAGUACGGCCUUCGGGGGCUCUCUGAGCCUCCAGGUGCAAACGUCGACAUUGUCUUUGUCCAUGGCCUAACGGGUAAUCGAGAGACAACCUGGACUGACACGCCGACGAAAAUCUUCUGGCCAGAGCAGCUUUUACCAACAGACCUUCCAACUGCACGCAUUCUGACCUUUGGGUACGAUGCGGAUAUCAUCCAUGCACUUCGGGUAGCCGGAUCGAAUACCCUACGAGAUCAUGGCAAAGGUCUUGCGCAUGACCUCGCGUUGUGGCGCAUGAGGUCGAGAACGAACCGACGCCCUCUUAUCUUCGUCGCGCACAGCUUAGGAGGCCUCGUUACCGAGCAAGCCCUUCUCAUAUCCCGAAAUGCAGCGCAACAACACCUGAAAGACUUGUUCGAAUGUACCGCUGGAAUAGUCUUCAUGGGAACUCCACACCUGGGAUCAAACAAGGCUUCAUGGGCGGCACCGCUAACAAAACUGGGCAAUGUCCUUCGCAAAACAAACAGGGAGAUUGUACAGGUGCUCGAGCCUGGAUCGGAGAUGCUUGCGAAUCUCCAGCAAGAGUUCCAUACGAUGCUUGAAGAUUCUCGCCGGAAUAACCAGAAGAUUGUAGAGAUAUUUUGCUUCUAUGAAGAAUUAGAUGUCGGUGGGAUUGGAAAGAUUGUGUCUGAUCAAUCCGCUACACUCCCCGGCUAUCAAAGCCGCUCUAUUCAUGGUAAUCAUAUGGAGAUGACUCGAUUCAGUGGUCCUAAAGACCCUGGAUAUGUUGCAGUGAGCGGGCAAUUAUGGCUAUGGGUAUAUGAACUGGAGAACCAGUUUCCUCCAGCACCAGUGGCUACACAUCACAACAGACCGCAGUACCUGAUAGACUCGGGUGGGGGCGCUGUAUUUCAAGGAACCCAGCGAGCUGGUCGGGAUAUCAACACAAAUAAUGUGAACUUCACUCGAAAGUUUUGA